AUGGAGGUGAGUAUCUCAAGCGAUGACACUCGCCAUACGCUACACACGCACUUUCAAUCGCUAAAAUCCACAGUUCGCUCUAGUACAAGCGGUAGCACAUCUUCUGCUAUUGCCGGUCGAAGACGGCUCAUCUCUUUCUUGCAAGUGCAAAAACCGAAGAGUAUACACGUACCGGAAUCGAAGCGACUCUUUGGUCUCGGAGCCACAACAAGCAAGCAUUUCGUUCUCUGUUUAACGGCGCAGGACUUUAAUACCAGCGGUGGCGCUCAAAUAGAGCUGCAUUUUGUGCAACUUUUAAGCAACUUGUCCGUCGAUGUGCACUAUUCCUGGAAUCUAAACCAACUUGAUACGAUUGAACACAGCGGUAUUGGACCAGAGAAGCCAAAAGGAGCAUUUGCACUAUUCUUUUCUGGAGGAUUGACAUCUUGCCAAUGGAUUGUGGAAGCAAAAGUAAGCGCGACAGCCAUGCUCGAGUUUCUAUGGACGAUAUGUGCCGUAAUGGUGCAGAAUCAGAGUAAAUUUCCACGACUAGUGCGACUUGAUGCAAAAGAUCUUCACGAGACAGCUCUUCGACAGAAUUUGCAAAAGAUAUAUGAGCUGGAAAUCGAUCUUGCAAACCACAUUUCUAUAUUGACAAAAAGCAAAGAUUCGGACGAUGAUCAGUGCGUUUUAGAGGAGGAAAGAAAAGAAAAGAAAACUGUUGAGGCUACCUCGGGGACCGACGUAUCUGGCCUUCGACUUGGUUCUCCAGAGAGUAAUGAAGCGCUUGAGCUACUAAAUGACAUUAAUUGGAGCGAGGUUCAGCUUGUCAAAGUUGAAGAUGAUUUAAGCAAGAUGCUAAAGACAUUGGAGGAUGAAAACAUGGCAUUUUUACUUUCAUUGAAUGGAGAUUUAUCAAUUACGAAAUCUGGUACAGAUACAAUCAAGACGAACUCUGUGGACAUAAUUAUAAAUGCCAUUGAUCAAGUACAAGACCGUAUUUUAUCGCUCCAAGACUGGACGAAUGAGUCCGGCGAGUCUCUUGGUCACAUCUCCAGCGAUAUGCAGCACUUUGAGACGUUAAACAACCAAUUGGAGAUGCACUUUAAAAACAGCGUGGAGCUAGAACGAGUGUUGGCUAAGUUGAUGGCCCAAGUGGAAUUAUCAAAAGAGCAUAUGCUGAUUUUGACGUCUUUGGUGAAUGUCUUUCCGAUACAAACCAGUGGGACCUCAACUGGUAUCACGAAUGACAAAGGUAGUGACGAGAGUCUUAAGGUUAGCGCAACGGAGCGAACGAGGGCUACGAUAGCAGCUGUUGCUGCUUUGGAACAUGCUAUUAAGUCUACGCGAGAGUUUCCAGCAUGUGAAAUGGUCGCUUUACGAUCGCGUGGAGUUGAACUAUCCAAAGUAGCAACAGAUUUUGGCGAAAAGCUGUGCAUCUCAUUUGAUUCGUUUUUGCAGCAGACAAUUAAACAAAUGAUAAACACGCGGGGUGUUCGUGGGCGUAAUGGACGUGACCCUUUGUCGGGACAUUUAAGUAGCGAUGAAAUGAAUUGGAGUUUUACCACCGACUCUAUCCAUUUCGUCCUCGUUGACUAUCAAUCUCUUUUCGAACACGUGGGCUCACUUGAUUCGCGUAUACUUGCCACAUUGCGACAAAUAUACAGCAAACAACUUGCCAUUGUGUUUAACGCUCACGUUCAGUGUCUUUUUCGAUUCUUGAAGGACAAACUACCACGAAAUACAAAGCAGCAUUUUCACAAGCCAACUUCGAUGCAAUCGAUGGCAAGUAGUAUAUCUUCCUCCUUCUUUAGCACUGGUGACACAAUGUGCGCUGCUCCAUUGAUGCAACAAGCACUUGAUCAUUUAACUCCUCUAGUUCUAAACGAACGCCAAUUCGUGUCUCUCCUCUUUUUUUCUUCGUGUGAUAAAUUAAAUUCCGCAAAUGGCAAAUAUGAACUUGACGAUUUGACGCUCAUGAUGGAAAAUGUGUUUGAGAAAUUGCUUAAGCGCAUGAUUGAAUUUGGCGAAGCUGUAGGCGGGCGCAAUGUUUUAGAUGCACUAUCUCUUGUUGUUCUCCUAAGUGGCAAGCUGGAAGUGUACCGACAACAAAGUGCAUUUCUCUACAAUGUCAUGGUGAGUUUCCAGCUGCAAAUGAAACGUAUAGUUAUCAAAUUCAUUGAAGAUCAGGAGGUGUGGAUAAAUGCACAAACUGUGGAUAGUAAAAUGGCAGGUGUUUUAGGUCCCACUAAAAAGAUCGUGAACGUGAUUGCUCGAUUGGAAGAUAGCGUGGCAGGCAAAAGCUCAGACAGCACCCUUCUGUCCAUCUACCACAUGAUUGUACCCUCCAUUAUGCAUUGGAUUGAUAAAAUGGCCGACACGCGGCCAAAGUAUGCACCACUUACUCGCCUUGAGAAUUUCCAUUUUCUCAGUGAAAAUUUGAGGAGUAUCAAUUCUACGAAAGGCUUACCACUUGCGCAAUAUGCGGCAGAAGCAUAUGACAAAUAUGUCGACAAUUUGCACCAUUAUGUGAUAUCUGUUUGGGAUUAUGCAUUUAAACAACUCGUGCCAUUAAUUGCAUCGAUCGAAUCACUGAUGACGACAGUACCGGCAUCUGAAAUUCAGUAUCAUAUAUCACGCCAAGAAGUUCGACGCGUCCUUGAUGCCACACCAACCACAUUUGAAAAAUCCGUUCGUGUCAUGCACGAUCGGAUUAAAAAGCACAUUCGAGAAAAUCCUAAAUUGCUGCCGAGCGUGUGGAAGCAGCUUGUAAUAUACGGAGGUGGCCGAUUGUCUCUGUAUGCGCUUGUUGCUGGAGACUGCUAUCAGCUGCGUUUUGAGCCUCCGCUUGAGCGUGGACUGGAAGUGCUAAACAAUUUUGCUUUCAAUUGA
Molecule: messenger RNA, 2871 nt
Organism: Plasmopara halstedii
Lineage: Eukaryota; Oomycota; Peronosporomycetes; Peronosporales; Peronosporaceae
Product: Exocyst protein Sec3
Exons: 8
Coding region: 1-2871 (956 amino acids)
Biological process (GO): Golgi to plasma membrane transport; exocytosis
Cellular component (GO): plasma membrane; exocyst
Molecular function (GO): phosphatidylinositol-4,5-bisphosphate binding
Source: RefSeq, a predicted model, not a curated record